Drosophila sulfurigaster albostrigata is the source of this 1603-nucleotide messenger RNA. RefSeq names its product nitrilase and fragile histidine triad fusion protein NitFhit (gene NitFhit). The transcript has a single exon. Gene Ontology annotation, molecular function: bis(5'-adenosyl)-triphosphatase activity; hydrolase activity, acting on carbon-nitrogen (but not peptide) bonds, in linear amides. Bases 88 to 1518 code for a protein of 476 amino acids. The record is from RefSeq and is a predicted model, not a curated record. Gene Ontology annotation, biological process: nucleobase-containing compound metabolic process. NCBI's taxonomy places the organism in Eukaryota, Metazoa, Arthropoda, Insecta, Diptera, Drosophilidae.
UCGGCUGAUAAGAAACAGAGCCAAAACGACGUAACAAAAAAUAGGCGUAGGCGACACUCAAUUACCUUUUUCCUGUUUCAUUUUCAAAUGUCAAACACACUCAAAAUUCUCAGUCGCAAAGUGGCCAGCUUCCUAAACAGCAGUCAUCACCAGCAUUAUCAACAGCAAUAUCGCAGCAUUAUGUCAACUGGACAAACAGCGGCAAUUGUGGCCGUUGGCCAAAUGUGCGCAACCGACGACAAAGCCGCCAAUCUGCGUCAAGUGGAGCAGCUGGUCCAACAAGCGAAAGCCAAACAAGCCAAAUUACUUUUCCUACCCGAAUGCUGUGACUUUGUGGCCAAGGAGAAGAGUCAACUCUUGACUAUGGCCGAACCCCUAAACGGUGCACUUAUGGCCAAGUAUCGUGAGCUGGCCAAGUGCAAUCAAAUCUGGCUAUCGCUGGGCGGUCUGCACGAGCUCAAGUGCUCCCCAGGUGGCGACGAACCCAACAAAAUGUACAACGCACAUGUGCUGCUCAACGAUCAAGGUGAUCUUGUGGGUGUCUAUCGCAAGCUUCAUCUGUUCGAUGUGAAGACUCCGGAAAUUACACUGAUGGAAUCCUCCUACGUCGAGGCGGGCAAGAGUCUGGAGCGUCCACUAGCAACACCAGCCGGUCGUCUGGGCCUGCAGAUCUGUUAUGAUUUGCGCUUUGCGGAGACGGCCCUGCUGCUGCGCAAACUGGGCGCUCAACUGCUCUCCUAUCCAUCGGCCUUUACCUACAGCACAGGCAAGGCCCACUGGGAGCUGCUGCUGCGUGCGCGUGCCAUAGAAACUCAGUGCUUUGUGAUUGCCGCUGCUCAGCAGGGUUGGCACAAUGCCAAGCGUCAAUCUUGGGGCCAUGCCAUGAUCGUCAGCCCGUGGGGCAAAGUGCUGGCCGACUGUGGCGAACAGGAGUUGGGCGUGGCCACCGCCGAGGUGGAUCUCUCUACGCUGGACAAACUCUACCAGAGCAUGCCGUGCUUUGAGCAUCGACGCAACGAUAUCUACAGUUUGACUGCCUAUAAUUUAAAGAUGCCCAACGAGGCGGACGGACAGGAUCGUGCUUUUGCCGAGAAUAUUGUGGACAAGCGAACCAUCUUCUAUGAGUCGGAACACUGUUAUGCCUUCACUAAUCUGCGCUGCGUUGUUGAGGGUCAUGUGCUGGUCUCCACCAAGCGUGUGACGCCACGACUCAACGGUCUCAAUUGUGCCGAGAUCACUGAUCUGUUUGCCACCGUUUGCAUGGUGCAGCGACUGCUGGAGCAGAUCUAUGGCACCACAUCGGCUACGGUAACUGUACAGGAUGGCGCCCAGGCUGGUCAGACGGUGCCUCAUGUGCACUUUCAUGUGAUGCCACGUCGCACUGGCGACUUUGGGCACAACGAUCAGAUCUAUGUGAAGCUGGAUGAUCGUGCCGAGAAUUUGCCAGCGCGAACACUAGAGGAACGAAUUGACGAGGCACAGAAGUAUCGUGAUUAUCUGCAGGACGCGAGGAGUUAACCUACACCUUUAAUUUUAAUAGAUACAUAUGUGUGAGGCUUUUAUGUAAAUAUGAUUCUGGCAGUAAAGAGCUCUUAACAAUGGA